This is a messenger RNA of Xyrauchen texanus (razorback sucker), 1319 nucleotides long. RefSeq names its product stathmin-4-like. Gene Ontology annotation, cellular component: cytoplasm; neuron projection. Lineage: Eukaryota; Metazoa; Chordata; Actinopteri; Cypriniformes; Catostomidae. Gene Ontology annotation, molecular function: tubulin binding. The transcript is spliced from 6 exons. Gene Ontology annotation, biological process: microtubule depolymerization; regulation of microtubule polymerization or depolymerization; neuron projection development. The record is from RefSeq and is a predicted model, not a curated record. The coding region runs from base 125 to 691 and encodes 188 amino acids.
GGUUGAGGAUCCAAACAGCAGUAGACUGUCAGACCGAGUGUGAGGACAAGACAGACAGAAUCUUACAGCACCCUGUCGGUGGGUUAAGGAUUAGCUGAGUUGCUUUGGUGAACUUGAAGGAAAGAUGACCCUUGCAGCAUACAGAGAUAAGAUGAAGGAGCUUCCUCUAGUGUCUCUCUUCUGCUCCUGCAUCCUACCAGAACCGCGGGAAAAGCCCACCAAGAAAACACAAGAUGUAGUGGAUCUCAAUCUGGGCAUUAUUAAAGACAUGGAGGUCAUUGAGCUGAACAAGCGGUCAUCAGGUCAGGCCUUUGAGGUCAUACUCAGACCACCAUCCUUUGACGGGCAGAGAGAAUUCAAUCCCACAUUCCCACCACGCAGGGACCCAUCGUUGGAAGAGAUCCAGAAGAAAUUGGAUGCAGCUGAGGAGAGAAGAAAGUGUCAAGAAGCUGAGCUUCUGAAGCACUUGGCUGAGAAGAGAGAACAUGAACGGGAGGUGGCCCAAAAAGCCGUAGAGGAACACAACAACUUCAUCAAGAUGGCCAAAGAAAAGCUGGAUCAAAGAAUGGAGAUGAACAAGGAGAACAGGGAGGCCCACAUCACUGCCAUGCUGGAGCGUCUCCAGGAGAAGGACAAACAUGCUGAGGAGGUGAGGAAAAACAAGGAACAGUUGGAACUGGACUGGCAGUAGAAUGACAAAAUUACAAAACAAGGCCUAGCAAGUGCUAGUUAUAUUAAGAAUGGCUGUGUAUUGGCAUUAGAUAUGCUAACAGUUAUAAGGCCUAUCUUGCGAUAUUUGGCGCCAAAAAACAAGUAUAUUCAAGUUUGCUGACACACAAAACAAUUUGUGUAUCACGUGGAUGUGGAAUUGGGUAUCAAGAUUGCAGGAAGUCAUUCUGUUUGUUUGCCGCCAGACUGUUGGGAAUAAAAACCUUCAACCACAUACUGUAGUUUAGACCAUAGCGAGUCAUUUAUGUAUGAGUCAUCAUCACACAUCCUUUAGAGUCUUUAGUAUACAGUAGCUUUUCAUGUACUGAGGAGGCAAAGAUAAAAUAAAGAUAAAAGUCAAGGCAGGAAUGGAAACUAGGUUAACCAAGAUGUGUUUUUGUGUUGUGCGACUGUUAAUUAAAUGUUAGUACUGUUGUUUGGUGUAUUUAGAGAUGAUGUGUACUUAGUACUGCAGUUUCGCUUUGUAUUUAUGAAGUAUUAUGUAUGUAGUAAUCCAGCUAAAAUACUAUAAAAGCUUUAGUGUAUUAAUGUGGCCGCAAUGGACAUUUUUAAUGUUUGCAUGAUGUGAUGUACUUGAUAAAACACGUGAA